This is a messenger RNA of Manduca sexta (tobacco hornworm), 6957 nucleotides long. RefSeq names its product chaoptin (gene chp). The coding region runs from base 416 to 4534 and encodes 1372 amino acids. Lineage: Eukaryota; Metazoa; Arthropoda; Insecta; Lepidoptera; Sphingidae. Gene Ontology annotation, cellular component: extracellular matrix. The transcript is spliced from 29 exons. The record is from RefSeq and is a predicted model, not a curated record. Gene Ontology annotation, molecular function: protein binding.
CUGACAUUUACGUAGUGCGCCCGGUGCUGCCGCGUAGACGCGCGUUCACUCCGCGAUACUGCGCGAAAAUAAAUUCGUUCGCUAUUUAAAAAUAUAUUCUUAAUUUGAAAAGAAGAGUGCUUUAUUUUUUUUUUCUGUGUGCCCAGUUUUUAAAAAGGAAUUUGUGCGUCGGCCGCCAGGGGUCGCUCUCCCGGGACCGCUUCAACGUCAAGUUCACGGGCGGCGGGUGCAUUCCCGUUCGAUAAUGAGUUUUGACAGACACAGUUGAAGUGAUUAUUUUUGUUUUUUUUUUUUUUGGCAAAGGAAUAAAUAAAGAACUUGCGCAAGUGUUAUUUCGAAGUGUAUUAGUAUCGGACAUCCAUAAGCAGGUGACCCAAAUGUGGCUGUUUUAUGAUACGCACUCACACCGAGCAACAUGAGUUUGAUGGCGAUAAUCAAAUUUGGUUACGCCUUAGUGGUGGUAACACUGCUGUUGAUGAUAUGGGCUUCCCUAUCAAGAGCGAUAGAACUGCACGUAGAUACAGGCCAUCCGCCAUGUCUAUUCCAAGCGUUAUGCACCUGCUCGAAACCAGCUGGCGACCUGGGCAUCGUGACCUGCAACCACGUCCCGAUCCUCAGGGUGCCCGCUACCAUUAACAGCUCCAAGGUCUUCAUGCUGCAGCUCACUGGAAACAAGAUUAGGGAUUUGGAACCACAGUUCUUUCAAGCGACAAGUCUCUACAAGCUGGCCAUAAACCAAAAUCCCCUGGAGAGCGUACAUGAGGAAGCAUUCUACGGGCUAGACAACACGUUGUGGGAGCUAGAACUCCGGGGAGACAAAUUAACAUCUGUGCCGAGCAGAGCCCUAAGAUACCUCCAGAAACUACGGCUGCUGGAUUUGACAGGAAAUGAAAUAACAGAUAUAUCUGGUGAUAAUUGGCGAGGAUUAGAGAAUACGCUACAAACGUUAAUUCUGGCGGAUAAUUCCAUAGCGAACCUUCCACUCGAUGCGUUCAGUGGUCUGCCGAUGCUGGAAACAUUGGAUUUGCACGGAAACCACUUAUCUGUUAUUGACAGUGGCGUAUUUCGAGAUGGCAUGAGCAGAUUGAAUAGGCUUCUGCUAGGAGACAACCAGCUGUCUUAUAUUCCUUACGAGGAACUAUCCCCACUUAGGCAGUUAAGGUUCCUGGAUUUAUCUAAUAACGUCAUCAAGCAAGUGCCACCGGUGCACGAUCUAAAUGGCGUGCGGCUCUCACUUGAUUCUUUAAAAUUAGACAACAACAUGAUUAGGAUUCUUUACCCGGGUUCCUUCAAAUACUUCAAUGUACUCAACUCAACUACGAUGGACGGGAAUCCCAUAUUCGAACUAAAGGAAGACGCAUUCCGCAACGCGAAGAUAAAGUCCCUCUCGUUACGCGACUGUUCGAUAUCUGAGCUGUCGCCGGCAGCCUUCGCCGGACUCGAGAACAGUUUACAGAACCUCGAUCUCUCUGAGAACAACCUUACGAUGAUCUCCAAGUUCAUUCUGAACAAGCUUGACUCUCUGCGGUUCCUGAAUCUUAGGGAGAACAAGGUGGACAUAAAUUUACUGACGUCCACUACACCAUCAGAUUUCUCACCGGCUUCCUUCAACAAUUUCCAAUACAAACUUUUCUAUUUGGAUAUAAGCGGUGCGAACUCUAUUGAAAUGACCCUUCAAGAUGUUAGGAGAAUGAGAUCUCUACGAUAUUUGUCAAUUGGUAAACUGCUACGACAAAGUAUAAAGACAGAAGAUUUCCUUGACUUCGGCAUGGAGCUGGAAGACCUGAAGAUCUUCGGAAGCACCGUCAACAGGAUAGAGGCCAGCGCGUUCCAACAUGUCAGAACCAUCAAGACGUUGGACCUUUCAGAGAACAACAUAGAAUUCAUCGAUCCGUUUGCUUUUGCUGAGCUUCACAGCCUAACAACCCUGAAAAUGGCGAACGGUCUCGCUGACUCAGUAAAAAUUCUGCCCUUCGAACCAUUAAAGGCUUUGAUCGAACUACAAUACUUGGACCUCAGUAACAAUAAACUAAAGAAUGUUCCAGACACAUCGUUCCAUUUUCUGUUCAAAUUGAAGACAUUGAAUUUGGAGGACAACGCUAUUGAUCAUUUCUCAAAAGGAACUUUGCAGGGUGACAUCCAUGGAAAAUUGGAAAGCAUAUGCCUAUCUUUAAAUCAAAUGAAACAAAUAGUUCAACACACGUUUGUAGAACUAAAAGAUCUAGAAGAAAUACUCAUAGAAGAUAACUUGAUAGAAAUCAUACAAAGAAGAGCAUUCACCAGUCUGGAUAAUUUGAAAAUCAUCAAACUGAGAGGCAACAGGAUCAAUGAGAUAUCUGAAGAGGCAUUUCAGAAUAUACCAGCACUUAAAGAACUCGACAUAUCCUUCAAUCGUUUGGAAACGUUUAAAUUUUCGAUAUUCGAUCAAGUUGGAUCAGCGACUGCGUUGAAAGUAAACGCUUCAUACAACAGAAUUACUUCACUGACGGAUUCCAAUGCUCCGAGCUUCUUUUCUUCGAAUUUCUAUCCGCCACCUAAAGCUCAAACAGAUGCUCUUAAUGGUACAAAGCAAGCGGUUCCUUUGGUGCAAGAUGUUAACAAUACUUCCGAUAACCAAAGCCUGGUAGUACAAGGCUUCGUUUCAGACUUUAAGGAUGACUUUCGGUCAAUGCGAGGUCUCGGUACAGUUUCGGUGAACAUAAGAGUUUUGGAUUUCUCUCAUAACAAUAUAUCGUACAUAGCGCCUUAUUACUUCAGGCAUGCUGAUCUAACGCUAUCCGAGCUUCAUCUGUCCCACAACAGGAUCAGAAAUAUUACCCGAGAAGUGUUCGGCUCUAUGCUCAUGCUACAGUAUCUGGAUUUGUCUCAUAACCAAAUAUUCCAUAUGGAAUACGAUUGCUUCAAGAAAGUUAAGAAUUUACAGAUUAUAAAUCUGUCCCACAACCACCUCAUGGAGCUGCCGAUAGAAAUAUUCCACGACAUGCAGUCCCUCACGUCAGUGGAUCUUUCUGACAAUCGAAUCAAAAACUUUGCAGACAGUGUGAUAUUGUCACCAUCUUUAGAGAGAUUGGAUCUAUCAGACAACGAUUUAUCAAGGGUCCCCACCAACUGUCUCUCCCCACCAGCGGCUGCUAACCUGGUCGAGUUGGACCUCAGCGGGAACACUAUACCAGCCGUCUCCAUGUCGGACUUCGUGCAGCGGUUCAGGAACCCCGAGCAGGGCGAGUACUGGCCCGAGGAGCCCGACUACAGCGACGAGUAUAUGUACCACACGGUUAGGCGGGACCACACCAGAGUGUUCCAUCAAAAAAAACAAUACCCGCAGAACAUACUUUACAAGUCGUUGGCUUGGUUGGAUUUAUCGGAUAAUCACCUGGUCCGCAUAGAAAGUGGUGCAUUCUCGGCAUUGCCGAAGCUCCGUUGGCUGGACCUCAGUAACAAUUCACCCUUCAACACGGGUGAACGGGGUAACAACAUCUUUAAAGGCUUGGAGAGAAGAUUAUCUCACUUAGGCCUAAAGAACGUCAGCUUGGUAUUCGUACCAUCGAUGCUGUUAUCAAAACUAAAGAGCCUUGAUCUGUCUUACAAUAAUUUACCAACAAUACCUCCAGACACGACGGCAAAUUUAACCAGACUUAGAGCUUUGGACCUCUCUUACAACGAUCUGACUACUGUUCCUGUUGCAACGCAUUCACUAACUGAACUUCGAUGGCUGUCACUCUCCGGCAAUCCAAUCACAGCUCUCAUGAACACGAGUCUGUACGGAGUGUCGCCGCGCUUGGAGUAUCUUGAUGUAACUCGCCUACGACUCCGGAUUUUUGAGCACGGAGUCUUCAGCAAAAUGUAUGCAUUACGGACAUUGAAAAUCUCAUCUUACUCCAACGUGAGAGAGUUCAAUGUACCUAGAAUGGUGACAUACAACACCGGCUUAGAAAACAUUUUGGUAGAAGUGGAUGAAUCUAGUACAGAGUUUGGAAAAGAGAUGUACGGUGCUCUGCCUACAAAGCUUAACAAUGUUACCAUUACGGGAAGGAAUUUGAAGUACCUCACUCAAUAUUUGAUCAGCGGUGUGCAAGCGAAAAACCUUCGGUUAACGAUCUACAACACAAGCGUGGAAGAGAUUGCUAGCGAGGUGUUCUGGAGACCAGGUCGGGUGAGGAACUUGACCUUGGACCUGAGGAACAACUACAUCAUGAGGGUGCCCAACCCCAGCCAGAAGGGAUGGCCUGGGGUACCCAACUCUAUAUUCUUGAAGGAUAUUUAUGUUGCUGGAAACCCAUUGAUCUGUGAUUGUGGGGUCGGAUGGAUAGAAGCCUGGGAUCGGAAGCGAAGACAGUACCUCUGCGAGAGCCCUCUAACAUGUAUAGCAACAAGAGAUGACGUCAGAUUCGCGACGUGUCCAUCUUACGACAACAGGACUUUGGUUGAUGUCCUGUCAAGAGACUUGGACUGUGACUGGAACAAAGGAUUUUUAUUAUCGCCAAACACAUUGAUCAUGAUAGGCAUGUCGAUACUGACCGUGCUUUACAUUUGAGGACUGUUUUGGCUACUUGGGGUAUACGAAGAGUUCCACCGAAUUUUGGCAAGGAUCUACGGAAUAUAAGGCCUUUACUCGAGAAAUAAACUAAAUAAAACAGACCAAAGGAUAAAUGUAUUACAGAAUAGGAUUCUGAUUAAUUAUGUCUUUUAACUUCUUAUAAGAGAAUAUAAUUCUAACAGCGGGACGUUUCCAAGAAGAUUUUUAACUAUAUCACAAAAUAUGUACAUAUAUAAAACAGUUGCUUCGUUAAAAAAUCUUCUUGGUUUAAAGCUGUCAACCAGAAGAGUGAGAUGAUCUUUUGUCAAAACAUUGAGUUUUUCACUGUACCUGUUAAGUGGCCUAUAGACUUUCUUGAUCCUGAUUAGCCGACCAUGUUUAAUGUUAGUGAUAAUGAGAUUGGUUGAAACACAAGUGAAGGUAUAUAAGUUGAUGUUGACGAUGGUGAGGAACAAGUGACUUUUGUAUAUUUAAGUGAUCGCUAUAGAAAUCUAGUGAAGCCUAAACAAAAUGUGAUUUAAUGUUAAAAUCAAUAUGGAAAGCGAACGUGAUCUCAAGGGAUUGAAUCUACGUAAAACAGUUUGAUUUGUUUUAUUUACGUUGUUCAUUGCCCCGUUAUGUUUUCACAAAUGCCGCUCAUUUCGUGCACUGCCUUGCAAAACGAAUUUUCUGUGAAAUGUCCAGACGUUUGUCUAAAUUUGAUGAGUGUUCGCCAGUUUUGCGUGAUCUACUAAUUUUACAACGGAUGUGUGGAAGUGCACUUAAUGUGUUUAGACGUUGCAUUUAGGUCGUUUUGUAAGAUUCACACUAAAGCAAUGACUUAAUUAUUAUCGUCUAAGUAGACUGCAUUCGUUCGAAUGAUAUGUGUUCGUCCAUUAUUAAGAUUUAUAACAUUAUUUAUAGGUGUAUCCUUUUUUGUAUUAGUCUAGAAUAGAUUUAGACUAACGAGAUCAUUAAUUUUUUCUUUAAUAUUAUCGACGUCAAUAUUUCUCUGUAUCAUAGAUCUAUCGUUGUAGAUUAUAUUCGAAUUUUUUAUCAAAUCUUUGUACAAAUGUCGAGUACACUUAUCAUUCAUAGACAUCUAUAUAUUCAGAGUACUAUCAAUAAAGAAGCUUACUAUAACUAUUUACUCUCAACCUUUUUCAUUGUUUAGCUGUUUACAAAGUCUAUCUGGUUAACUUGUUGGAUAAAAAUAUUUUAUUACAUAUUAUAUGUGUCUGUAGAUGUUAUAUAUAAGCAUGCUGUAAUAUAUGUCAUUGUACAUGAUAUAGGAAUUUAUCGACUGAAAAUAAGUAUUUCGGGAGUUAUAUCGCUGGUCAUAGUUUAAGGGGAUGUUGGUGUAAGUAUAUUUUGUUCUCGUCUCAUCGCAUUGCUACGUUAUAUUUCUGUAGAGUAUGCUGAUAGAUGUUUGUUUGACGGCCAUCAUAUAGCUUACGCCGUUGCGUGAUUUCAAUCGAAUACCUCUUCUUCAGCGGUCCAGUGUCACGGCUACUCGUUCACUUUUGUUUUCAAUGCCAUUAUGACUCAGUUGAUUUAUUUUUAUCACACUCAUCUAUUUCUAUUUGUAUAAUUUUGGUGUUGAAAACAAAGUUGUCGUUGUAACAAUGAAUAUAUUUUGUGAUAUAUAUUAUUCUAAUCCUUCUAUUUUUGAUAAAGCCUACAUGGGUAUAGCUGAAACGGGAAUUGUAUAGCUGAAAUAAAUCAUUCAUAUUCUGUAAAUGUUGCUUGAAAUCGUAGCGUUCAGAUAUGCAACGUCAAUUGUUAAAUUUGAAUCAUUAGUAAGUUUCCGAUAGACGCGUGUUCGAUAUACAUUUCCUCUACUAUAGAACUGUGAUCCACGAUGUAAGUAAGUUUUUUGAAUCGUAUUGUAGAAGCAAAAGAGUGAAAGUCUGUCUGAGAUAUGGAAGGGCUAGGGUAAACCUGCAAUUGGAUAACAAAGUCAAGUUUGUGGAAGAAAUUUUUAUUUUUCAUAGAUGCACACCCAUCUUGCAUAUCACAGACAAUGAUUUCGUAUCAUUUAAGAUACAAAGUACCGAAUAUAAAGUUCAAAACUAAAAUGUUAAUGCCUUGUUUAUUUCUAAGGACGCUUUCUCUAGAAUAGAACCCCGAACUUCUGCUUUGCUUUCUUCUCUUAAUUUGUGUGUAUUUUAAAUAUAAAAAAUAUAAAGUAUAAAACAAAUUUUCAAUUACUCCUCUGCAAGGUCCCAUUGUGAUAGUAAUAGUUAGUGCCAAUAUUACAAUCAUAGUUUCGUAGGUUACAAUCGAAGUAAGGAAAGUUGCGAAUAUUUUUCUCAUUGGAAAUAUACCUGAUUCAUCUUUUACUCUAAAUGUAAAUAUAUCCUUUAUAUUUUAAGCUAACUAUAGUUUAGUUUUACUAAUAAUUCAUGUUCAUUGACGUAUCAUUUAAUAUUGCAGCAAAA